Syzygium oleosum is the source of this 4912-nucleotide messenger RNA. RefSeq names its product homeobox protein HOX1A. The record is from RefSeq and is a predicted model, not a curated record. The transcript is spliced from 11 exons. Gene Ontology annotation, molecular function: chromatin binding; DNA binding. Gene Ontology annotation, biological process: regulation of DNA-templated transcription; chromatin organization. NCBI's taxonomy places the organism in Eukaryota, Viridiplantae, Streptophyta, Magnoliopsida, Myrtales, Myrtaceae. The coding region runs from base 1172 to 4378 and encodes 1068 amino acids. Gene Ontology annotation, cellular component: nucleus.
AUACGGUGAGAGUGAGAGGGAGAGGGAGAGGGAGGGGGAGAGAGAUCUUCUCCCCGCUUUUUCCUGCCGCCGGUGCAAUCGGCCACCGCCCUUUUCCUCUUCAUCUCCGCCCUCUCUCUCUCUCUCUCUCGUGGGCUCAUCGGGCUCGCUGCAUGUAUGUCUGUACUGGGUCGCUGUUGUAUGAAUUGUAAUGAUUCUGUACUGUAUCAUUUGGUUUUGAUUAGGGAGGGGAGCGGCUUCUUCAGGUGCCCCGCAAGAGGGUUGAGCACUGGUCCCGGUUCAACCCCGAACCAGACCGAACCGGCUUGGAUCAACCGGUUCAAGGACAGUUCUAGAGAGAACCGGUUCAGUUCCUGAUUCCAAAAAUCUAGAACUGGCCAUAAAUGGUUCAAUUCCCGGUUCUAAGGCCAGCACCACCUGUUCUACCGUGCUAGAGUCGGUUUUUUACCCAAAACACAAGUAUUAACACACUCACGGAGAACAGUGACAAACAUCCUUCAUAAUGGCUAAGCUGGAGGAGAAGCUAUUCGAGGAGGAGUGCUGGGCAGAUCGACGACCUUUCCCAAAUGCUCUGCUCCCUCGUCAGCUUCCCCGCCUGUGCUCAGUCCCUCUACAAGCGCCUCACCAUUACGUCGCCGUCGAGGACUCUAGGCCCUUGGAGCUAUCCAAGCAAGUCCUAGCCCUAGCUCGCAAUUGGAAGCACCAGAACAUCCUCCUCCACUUUGUCACUAUACUAGUGCCAUCGAUUUCAGGAAAAUAGUGAAUCUCCUUGACGGCGACGCGUCCAUUGGGGACCUGAACCCAAAUCACUCUUCAGCUUUUAGGGCGGGAGGCACAUUUCUCCACUUUAGCCAUCCCAUCUGAACUCUGUUGGGGAGAUCUCUAUCGAUCUCUCCUUCUUUGGGUACAAGUUUCGCCAAGGUUUCUGGAGGGCAGGUAGGCGGCAUCGUUGCAUUCUUUUUGGCAAGAUUUGCAGACUCAUUCUGCAUAGUUUCCUGGGAAAAAUUUGUUGUAUUUGUUCUUGAGGCUGCUCUAUAUAGUAGAUGAGUGAAGUUAUCGAAAUUAAAUUGCUUGAAGCAUCCAAUAAAGCUGUCUUUUAGUGAGUUUUAUUAAGUGGGCAUCCCCAAUCUGCCUAAUAAGCAUCAAUUACAUGGUGGAUUGAUCCUUGAUUAUGGCUGAGGAUAAGCAGAUGGAGUAUUUUUCUGCACAACAGAUUACAAAGAGUAGUAAAGCUUAUGGACUUGAGGAGAGUAUCCUGGAAAAGAGACAGGGCAUUGUUUCAGAAGGUUUGCAGGUUGGGCUUGUGGAUAUGGGGAGUCAUCCUUGCUCAGACAUUGUGGAUGAUGAAGCGUAUAUAUCUAAGUCUUUUGAAAUGAAGAGGUUGGGAAUGCCUUCUGAAGAUCCAUCCCAGGUGAAGAAUCUUGCAAUAUCUCCUGAAAAUGUGAUAGAUAAUACAAAGAACACUGAAAUUGCAAGAGCUGGAGAAGAUAUUGGCGAAAGCAUUCAUAAGUUUGAUUCAGAAUGUAUAGAUGGUGCACAUUCACUUCAAGAAAAUAGGUGUCAACUUGGUGUUGAAGGAACUACAAUGAUGCCUUCUUGCCAUGCCUUCUCUGAGAGUCUGGUGAAUAAGGAAGAUACUUAUGGAACGACACACCAGUUUGGUUCUGGAUAUUCAGUUGGUCAAGAAGAAAGAAGACACAUACCUGGAAUAAAAGAAACUAGUAGUCCAUUGUGCAGUCAUAUUACUGAGCAAUUGCAUGAACCUUUUUAUGAGAAUUCAACUUUUGGAUACAGGAUGCUGUCUUCUCCAAACGUAAGAAUGAGCGAUGAAGCUGGAAGUGGUCUGUGCCUUAAACAUCUUGAAUCACAUGAGACCCAUUGUGGAUCUGGUAGUGUAAGCAACCAAUUACCUGGCCCUGACCAUGUUGAAAAUGUAUCAGUUCAAGUGAGUACUAUCAUGUCUGAUAGAAUUGAAACUGAAAGUACUGGAUUACGAUAUAAUAUGGAACUGACCAAUGGCUCUAGUUAUGAUCCAUCGGGGUUGCAACAGGAGAAUCUUACAGGGAACUCCAAAGGGUCAGACCAUAGGGAGAGAAGAACUUCGAAGAGAUUGGAAAAAAAAUACACAUUGAGGUUGUCACUUGGCAGCGACAGAGUUCUUCGCUCGAGAUCAAAGGAUAAGUCUACAGCUGAGUCUAAUGACGAAGUAUCGAACCCAUAUACUGGUGAAGAAGUAGAAAGAAGGCAGAGGAAGAAGAGGCAAGCAAGGAAAGCUAUUGCUGACGAAUUUUCUAGAAUUAGGAAUAACCUAAGCUACAUGUUAACCAGAAUUAGCUAUGAGAGAAGCUUGAUUGAUGCUUAUUCUGGUGAAGGGUGGAAAGGGCUAAGCUUGGAAAAGAUAAAGCCGGAGAAGGAACUUCAGCGGGCCACAUCAGAAAUUGUAAAACGCAAGUUGAGAAUAAGGGAUCUAUUUCAGCGGCUUGAUUCAUUAUGUGCAGAAGGAAAGCUCCCAGAAGCUCUAUUUGAUUCAGAAGGAAUGAUUGACAGUGAGGAUAUAUUCUGUGCAAAGUGUGGCUCGAAAGAUUUGACUGCUGACAACGAUAUAAUUCUGUGCGAUGGUGCUUGUGAUCGUGGGUUCCAUCAAUACUGUCUGGAACCACCGUUGCAUGAAGAAGACAUUCCUCCUGCCGACCAGGGUUGGCUAUGCCCUGGGUGUGAUUGUAAAGUUGAUUGCAUGGACUUGCUGAACAAAUCACAAGGAACAAAUCUUUCUAUUGCUGACAGCUGGGAGAAAGUUUUUCCUGAGGUUGCAGCAGCUGAAAAUGCUGAGGACCCAAACUUAGGUCUCCCUUCUGAUGACUCGGACGAUGCUGAUUUUGACCCAGAUGCGCCUCAGGUUGAUGAAGAUCAGGGAGAUGAAUCUGGUUCUGAUGAAUCUGGUUCUGAUAUGUCUGGAUGGAAUAUUGCAUCUGUUAGAUUGGGGGCUCCUUUAAAAGACGAUUGCGUGGGUCUGCCUUCUGAUGAUUCAGAAGAUGAUGAUUUUGAUCCUGAUGCUUCGGACCGUGAGAAGGUUAAGGAGGAAAGUUCUAGUUCUGAUUUUACCUCUGAUUCUGAGGAUCUUGCAGCCGCCGUAGGAGGUGUAGUCGAUGAGGUUAAUUCCCACAGAGGUGGUGCUAGUAGAAGCUCUGGAAACAAUUUUGAAAAGAAGGAUAUUGUGAAGGGUGAACUGCAAUCUUUGCUGGGGGGAGAUGCUGACAAAGAUGUCUCCAUCUGUAUGCCUGGGAAAAGACAUGUUGAGAGGCUGGACUACAAAAAGCUCUAUCAUGAGGAAUUCGGAGAUAAAUCUUCCGAUUUAAGUGAUGAUGAAGAUUGGAGUGAUCCAAAUGAUGAUGAAGAUUGGAGUGAUCCAAGUGAUGAUGAAGAUUGGAGUGAUACUGUUGCACCAAGAAAAAGGAAGAGAGGUGCUGAUAAAGCUGCUUCAGCAUCAAACAAUGGGAAUUUUACCAGUGGAGAGAAUAUAAAGCACAACGAAAAUGAGACUGAGGAAUUUGGAGAUAAAUCUUCCGAUCCAAGUGAUAAUGAAGAUUGGAGUGAUACUGUUGCACCAAGGAAAAGGAAGAGAGAUGCUGAUAAAGCUGCUUCAGGAUCAAACAAUGGAAAGUUUACCAGUGGAGAGAAUAUAAAGCAGAACAAAAAUGAGACUGAACUGACUCCAAGGAGGAGGACAAGUAACAGGAUGGAUUCCCCAAGUACUAUUAGUAUUACAGCCACAGCACAUAAAAGCUCUUCAACACCUAGAUCGACUGGUGGAAGAGCUCGAUCAACUUAUAGAAGACUUGGAGAAGCUGUAACUCAGAGACUCCAUGAAGCCUUCAAGGAAAAUCAAUAUCCAGAACGAGCUGUGUCAGAGAAGUUAGCAGAGGAGCUAGGAAUUACUCAUCGGCAGGUGAGGAAGUGGUUCGAGAAUGCUCGUUGGAGCUUUAACCACCCAAGUGGUACGAAAGUGAGAGUGUCUGCUAAAGAUAUAAAUAUGGAGAGCCCCAUGCCUCAACCCACUACUGGACCGCGUGGCUCAGCUCCGGAAAUGAUUGCGGAUGAUGCCCCUAGUAAUGGAAUACCAAAUGCGGAACCUAGUGGAGUUGCUUCCAUGACGGAGUGCAUUGACAAGGAUGUGAAGGACAGGGAAGUGGGAAGUCCAGAGACAUUUAGGAAAAGCUACAACAGUUCAGAUCUUGGGAAGAGACAGGAAAAGGCAGAUAACGUGGUCUCAGGUUCGGAUCAAGUAAAUCGAGCACGGGCCAUUGGAGAUGAUUUGGCUAAAGCUUCAGAGCCUCAGACAAGCAGCAGAAGACAGACCAGAAGCAAAUCAAAGGCUUGACAAAUUUCUAACUUUUUGAGCAAAGAGUUCUUCCGGUUGAAAUGCUGGGAAAGAUGCCCUGUUCAAGAAUCCUGCGUGGAAAGAUGACUUUUUCCAUCAGGGUAAUUCAAACUGUCUCUUGGUUUUCCAGUUCAGGAUUCGGAAUAGCUACUUCAGUCACCAUUAAUCGUUGUCUCGGGAGUUCUUAAGGUUUUCUAAUCCUCAAUCCUUUGACAGUCAUUGUCUGAGCUGCUGAUCUUCAUUGUUGCAAUGCUUUGUUCAAUGGGUGGAUAAAGCAAGAUCGCGGCCAACUGACGUUUUCUUUGAGGAUCUUAUCGGUUCAAUUACCCCAUUGUAGGCGCCCGCUUGUUUCUUGGUGAGAAAAUAAAAUUCAAUAGGUGGACACCACCACAUACCAAAGAGUCUUGGACCGAGAAGAAUCCGUCCUCGACGAUGAGCUUGUAACAUAGUGAUGCCGCCUAACAUUACAUUGUACUCUCCAUGGACCACCUACGAAUUUUACAUCUAUUGCAUUCAAUUUAUGCCGUUUUACCA